This is a messenger RNA of Aspergillus ibericus CBS 121593, 1573 nucleotides long. RefSeq names its product cytochrome P450. The transcript has 2 exons. The record is from RefSeq and is a predicted model, not a curated record. Gene Ontology annotation, molecular function: oxidoreductase activity, acting on paired donors, with incorporation or reduction of molecular oxygen, reduced flavin or flavoprotein as one donor, and incorporation of one atom of oxygen; heme binding; iron ion binding. NCBI's taxonomy places the organism in Eukaryota, Fungi, Ascomycota, Eurotiomycetes, Eurotiales, Aspergillaceae. Bases 1 to 1473 code for a protein of 490 amino acids.
AUGCUAGCAUGUAUUCCUGUGACCUUGAUCGUCUUCAAGAUCCGCCGUUACUUGCUACACUGCGAGUUUGUCCGCCGCCAUGGUUGCCAGCCUGCAGUAAGGGCCAACAAGGACCUUUUACUGGGACUGGAUCAGAUGCUACCGCUGGUCCGCGCCGUCGGAGAGCAUAAGGUCCUUGAGACAUUGCGGGAGGCUUAUCAUCGCUAUGGAAAUACUUAUUCAACGAAACGGAUUCUAAGUCCCGGCAUUUUUACCACGGAACCGGCCAACAUCAAAACGAUCCUAUCAGUCAAUUUCGAGGACUAUAGUCUCGGACACCGUACCCGACAUUUCGAACCACUCCUCGGGAGAGGAAUUUUCGAUACGGACGGUGACGACUGGGCUAUGUCUCGCGCCCUCAUCCGGCCCAGCUUCACCCGCAACCAGGUUGCGGAUUUGACGUCGUUUGAAGACUUGAUUCCGGACCUCUUCGCACUGAUCCCGCGUGACGGAGAAACGGUCGUGGACCUCCAAGAUCUCUUUUUUCGCUACACGAUGGAUUCAGCUACCGCGUUUCUGUUCGGACAGUCGGUCGGCAGUCUACGGAUGGAUCAGUCAGAUCUUAGUUUUGCCCCGGCAUUCAACUAUUCCCUGGAGGUGAUCGCGAUGAACCUGAUACUUGGACCAUUCAGUAUAUUCAACCGCGAUCGGAAGGCUCAGGAAUGCAAUCGCAUCUGCCGGGAGUUCGCCGAGCGAUUCGUUGAGGACGCGGUUCAAGCGGCUCGGCCUGAAAAGGAAAUUCCCGAGACCAAGCGCGAGAGUUAUAUUUUCUCGCACGAACUGGCACGGCGCACCUCUGAUAAGCAACGCAUUCGGGAUGAACUGAUGAAUGUCCUGCUGGCCGGCCGCGAUACCACCGCCAGCCUUCUGAGCAAUAUGUUCUUCAUGCUGGCCAAGUAUCCGGCGAUCUGGGACAAGCUGCGCCGGGAAGUGGUCAGCUUAGACGGCCGGUUGCCUACGUAUGAGGAGCUCCGAAAUCUCAAGUAUCUCCGGUGCUGUAUGAACGAAUCAUUACGUUUACACCCAGUUGUACCGCUGAACGAGCGUCUGGCGGUAAAAGAUACGGUCCUUCCCCUGGGAGGAGGCAAGGAUGGUCUCUCUCCGGUCUUUGUAGCUAAAGGCACUCAGGUCGCGUACAAUGUGUACGCGAUGCACCGACGGACGGAUUUCUAUGGACCUGAUGCAGAGGAAUUCCGACCUGAGCGCUGGGAGGACGGGCAAUUGAAGCCACGCUGGGAGUACCUUCCCUUUAAUGGCGGUCCACGCAUCUGUAUCGGCCAGCAAUAUGCGCUGACCGAAGUGGGAUAUGUGACUGUUCGGAUGGCCCAGGAAUUCCGGACGUUGGAGAGUCGGGAUCCGGGACCGUGGGAAGAGUCGCUGAACUUGACGCUGUGUUCUCGGAAUGGGACGAAAGUGUGUCUCACGCCGGCUUGACCAUACGUCGUUCACUUAGACUUAGAUGUGGUGUACCUGAUUCUUAGACCACCACUGGCCUAGAUCAAUGAUUAAUGCCAUGUAUGUUGAACGGGAUAAG